Mercurialis annua (annual mercury) is the source of this 1461-nucleotide messenger RNA. RefSeq names its product protein POLAR LOCALIZATION DURING ASYMMETRIC DIVISION AND REDISTRIBUTION-like. The transcript has 3 exons. Gene Ontology annotation, biological process: asymmetric cell division. The coding region runs from base 194 to 1294 and encodes 366 amino acids. NCBI's taxonomy places the organism in Eukaryota, Viridiplantae, Streptophyta, Magnoliopsida, Malpighiales, Euphorbiaceae. The record is from RefSeq and is a predicted model, not a curated record.
GCAUGAUACAAGGUCAAAAGCAAACACAAAAGUGCAGUUUGUUCAAAAAAUAGUAAAGAAGAAUGAAAAACAUUUGAAACUUUCCCUCCCAAUUCUCAAAAUUCCCAAAUUCAUCCCUUAGCUCUGCAGUUUCUGCCACUGAUUCUCACAUUUAAUUUAAUUCUCUGCAUUAAACAUUCUUCACAAGAAUCCCAUGAACCCAAUUCCCAAAUUUACAAAACCCUCUCCAUCUUCUUCUUCUUCAUUUCAAAAUCUAGCCGGCCAUAGCCACUCUCCCUUACGCAUCGCCGAUAUCUUAAACGCCGGCACCGACGACCAUCAGGCUCUAAUGGGUCGGUCUAAUAAUUGCCCAGAUAGCAUAAAUUGUUCCUCUCCUCGCUCGAUUAUGCCCAGGUGGAUCUCUGGGCUGAGACGAUGUCGAAGGAAGAGAGGCAAGGUUGACAAAAACAUGCCGGAUCGGCCUGCGCAGGCAAGUUGUUCAACGAAUUGUCUCAAUGAAAAAGAAACAGGACAAAGUAGUAAGAACGAGAGUUCAUUUAAUUUAGGAGUUGGGUGCUGUCUAUUACAUCUAAUUGCUGCGAGUAAAAAUGAGCUUGAUAAGAUGAUUGAUAUGAGGAUGCAAAUGGAAGCGCUUCUUCAAAAUACUAGAGAGGAUUUACUUAAGAAAGAUGAGCUCUGUAAGGAAGCUGAGACCAAUGGUUUAUUUGCAUAUUCUGCAUCCACAGAUGUUACCGAUUCUCCUGGUUAUGAUACAUCAGUGUUAGCCGAGUCGUCGAGAAUUACAGUUGGUGACCAGUCUUUGAAGUGGGAAGCACCUGAGAUUGAAGAAGGAAUGGAUGAACUCGAGGCGGAGCUUGAAGUCGAGUUAGAACGUAUGCAACUUCACUUAGAUGGGGAUAUGCAAUUGAAACAUCCAGAGGAAAUGAAUGUAAAGGUGACUGAUGAUGAGUACACUUCCUCCUCUAAAAGCCAAACUAUGAGUUCUAGUGAAGUAAUCCACCCUCCACCUGAUGACACAUACGAAGACUAUAGCGUUUCUCCGAAUGAGCUGGAGAGAAAGUUGCAUAUAUUAUUGGAAGCAAGACAACAAGAACAGAUAGCAGAGCUUGAAGCUGCUUUGGAGCGUCUGAAACACAAGCUUUACGAGAAAGAAAUGGAGGUUUCGUGGUGGAAAGACACAGCAAGGUUCGUUUCACGGAAUGCUAUUGAACCUACACGGUUCACUUCCGAGAACAAUCCCAAAACUAGCACUCUGGCAGGGCAACCUGUCUGCAACAAAGACUGCGAAGAUUGAGACGUUGAUCCAGUCUCCGUGUGAGUACAUAACUGUAAUUUAUGCUUGCAAGUGAAUUAUCUGCUCUGAUUGCAUAGUAUCUGAUAUUUAUACUGCUCCAUGGUAACUAAGAAAGUUAAUGCUCAAGUUGAUGAAAAAAUGGAAGCAUCAUUACCAUUUAAAUUGUA